GGCGUGCGGGCUUGGAAGGGAGGGUCAGAGGUCGCCGGGCCAGAAUGUGUUCCCGUGUUGCUAUGUAGUGUAGAGGCGCGUUCUCUCCUGGAAGGUUCUUGAGUUCAAUUAGGACAGUGGCUGCGGAAUCCCUGGUCUCCGGCCUGAGUUGCCCGCUGGCCGAGCGGAGGCGCCGAGGGCGCUGCCAUGUUUGGCUGCCUGGUGGCGGGGAGGCUGGUGCAAACAGCUGCACAGCAAGUGGCAGAGGAUAAAUUUGUUUUUGACUUGCCUGAUUAUGAAAAUAUCAACCAUGUCGUGGUUUUUAUGCUGGGAACAAUCCCAUUUCCUGAGGGGAUGGGAGGAUCUGUCUACUUUUCCUAUCCUGACUCAAAUGGGGUGCCAGUGUGGCAGCUCCUAGGAUUUGUCACGAAUGGGAAGCCAAGUGCCAUCUUCAAAAUAUCAGGUCUUAAAUCUGGAGAAGGAAGCCAGCACCCGUUUGGAGCCAUGAAUAUUGUGCGAACCCCGUCUGUUGCUCAGAUUGGAAUUUCGGUGGAAUUGUUGGACAGUCUGGCUCAGCAGACUCCUGUAGGCAGUGCUGCUGUGUCCUCUGUGGACUCAUUCACGCAGUUCACACAGAAGAUGUUGGACAACUUCUACAAUUUUGCUUCAUCAUUUGCUGUCUCUCAGGCUCAGAUGACACCAAAUCCAUCUGAAAUGUUUAUCCCAGCAAACGUGGUUCUGAAAUGGUAUGAAAACUUUCAAAGACGAUUAGCACAGAACCCUCUCUUUUGGAAAACAUAAUUUGAAUAAAAUAAUUUGUCAUGUCCUGUAAAAGCACGAAGUCAAAGGGUCAUGAAGCCUACCUUUCAAAACUGCUUAGUGACUAUGAAACUUACUCUAAACCCUUAUAAAAAUUAGAAACACUGAACAAGGAAAAUGUUCAAUAUUAAUUACCUUUUCCCUUAUAAGUAUGAAAUACUUCUCGGAGACAAACAUUUUGUAUUGGCUAUCAUUUAUUUCUUAAAAUAAAUCCUAUUUACAGUAGUAGUAUUUGAAAUAAGCAUGUAUAACUUUUUGUUUAUUCUCACAGUACUUUGCUGGAAUAGUAAAUGUUGUUUGUUGUUUGGUUUUAAGAGUCUCAUGUGGCCCGCGACAGCCAGUAAUUCAUUAUGUAGCUAAGUGCUGUAAUUGCAGGCUUGAUCCACCAUGUCCUGCUUAGAGUAGUUAACGUUAAGUCUAAUAUUUCAUAAUUGGGAAACUUUUGAAACACAUGUCAAAAUGUGUUUUAAGAUGGCAAAAUUAGCCAGGCGUGGUGGCGCAUACCUGUAAUCCCAGCACUCAGAGAGGCAGAAGCAGGUGGAUCUCUGUGACUUUGAGGCUAUCCUGGUCUACAAAGCAAGUCCAGGACAGCCAAGGCUACACAGAGAAGCCCUGUCUUGAACCCCCCCCCCAAAAAAAAAAAAAAAAAAGAAUGUUUAAAAAAAUGGCAAAAUUAUCUUCAGAGAGUUUUUCUUUUCUUUCCUCUUUUUUGGGGGAUGGUGGUAUUGGUUUUGAGACAGGCUCUCAUGUGGCCCAGGCUAGUCUCAAACUCCCUCUGUAGCUAAGAAUGUCCUUGUCCUGAUGCUGAGCCCCUGUCUCCUGAGUGUUGGCAUUACAGGAUAUGCCACCACACUUGGUUUCAGGGAGUAUUUCUUAAGAUUAGCAAGUUUGUUGUUUUUCAAUCAAGAAAGGUUGGUUGUGAGUUUUUAUAUCUGCAGAUUGAUAUACUUUAAUAAAAUUUCUAUGUUAAAUACCAGUGAACUUUUAUUGAACACUGUUUAUGUUAGUUAGCAGUUGUGUAUAGAAUGUAGAAUGUAUAGCCUCAGUACCUUUGCAUAUGAAGACAAAGCUUUUUGUCUCAUUUAAAAAGGACUCAUACUGGUGAAGCAUAUUGGCUGAAGACCGCCAAGAUCUCAUCUGUAUUCGAAGCUGACCCAAUCGAGGAGUAUAUACAGCAGAGGAGCCACAGGGCCCCUAUUAGGAAGAGAACUUAACAGUUUGGGGAGCUUUGAGUUAAUGUUUUGCCAGAUAAUUUUAAAAAGUUGGAAAAUAUGUCACUGAUGGUACAGUGUCCUUUGUUUACAAAAGGAGUAAUAUUAAAGUGAUCUGAAGAGAAA
This is a messenger RNA of Psammomys obesus (fat sand rat), 2135 nucleotides long. RefSeq names its product heat shock protein nuclear import factor hikeshi (gene Hikeshi). Gene Ontology annotation, biological process: protein import into nucleus. Lineage: Eukaryota; Metazoa; Chordata; Mammalia; Rodentia; Muridae. The record is from RefSeq and is a predicted model, not a curated record. Gene Ontology annotation, cellular component: nucleus; cytosol. Gene Ontology annotation, molecular function: Hsp70 protein binding; nuclear import signal receptor activity. The transcript is spliced from 5 exons. The coding region runs from base 187 to 780 and encodes 197 amino acids.